Messenger RNA from Dermacentor silvarum, 1414 nucleotides. RefSeq lists its product as uncharacterized. The coding region runs from base 86 to 1399 and encodes 437 amino acids. The transcript is spliced from 4 exons. The record is from RefSeq and is a predicted model, not a curated record. NCBI's taxonomy places the organism in Eukaryota, Metazoa, Arthropoda, Arachnida, Ixodida, Ixodidae.
AGCCUGCCGCAGUGGCUUAGCACUGCUUUGUGCAUGCAGUGACGUACCCGGGCCCGGCCGCCGGUUUCUGACGCCGCUAAACAUCAUGGACAGCGAGUUCCAGCCAUUCAAGUUCCUGCAUUUCGCCGAAAAGCAGUUCGAGGACGACCCCGAGUUGCUCGAGAGGGCCGCCGAUGUCGCCCGCCUUGUAAUGGAGAUGCCUUCACUGCUAGACCCAUGCACACAGCAAAACAAAGGAGGUGCCCGCUGCUGGAUGUUGACUCAAGCGGGACAGUUGAACAAGCUCCUGAACCCAUUCGGCAUCGAGUUUAACAAAGUACGCGAAGGCAGCCUGGACCUCACAAUGACCCAUAAAUAUCCCGUGGCACCCUGCGACCCCAAAGCUGCGGUGCUCUUCCUGGCUACAUUGUGGUUUCUCCGCGAGCACCGCUGUCUCUCUGGCGUCAGCCUGAAUGUGUCGGUGCUGGCGCGCUUUCGCCCGGUGCAGUUCCUGGAGCACAUCACGUUCUCCAAGCGGGUCGUCACAGCCCACCUGAUCGGUGUCGAGGGCAUCGAGCUCCCGUUCAAAGUGUGCCCCCUGGCUUUGCAGCUUGACGAAACGGAGCUGCUGACGCACGUCACCCUCGACAGGGUAACACUGAUGGAAGCAGAGGGUAUCUAUCUCUCCUCGCUGGUGAUUACCAACCACGGGCUCGAGUAUUUGGCCUUUCGGAACGUGACCAUGAAAGACUCCGUCCUGGCCAGACUCGCGCAGGAGUUCAAGGAGCACCGCAGACCGCGAGAGUUCGAGCUCCGAGGGAGGAUCCGUAACAGUGGGACGCGCACUGAAGCGGUCUCGAGGCUGUUGGACACCGCCUUGCAAAUUCUGCGCCUCGAAAUCAUGUGCGACUUCACCCAGCUGUUCGAGAAACUCAAGGACAACACGCAGCUGAGAGAACUUGAGCUCGGACGCUGUUCCCCGGUCUGCGUCUAUCUGGACACACUGGCUUCUGCACUGGCCCAAAACAUGACGCUGCAACUCCUCACUCUCAGCCUCGACAUGUCAUGGAUGCCGCGCACAAGUAGCUCCUGGAAGCACCUGGGAGCCCUGGUUAACAACAGCCGAGGGUUGGAGACUUUGUGUCUCCGUGAUUCGUGUCUCGGAAUACACGCUGUGUCCCCGAUAUGCGAGGCCCUGAGAAGCAACGCGAACCUCCAAACGCUGAACCUGAAGGGCUGCGGAUUCUCCUGCACCGAUGCCCUGAUGUUUGUGCGGGCUCUUUCGCGAAACGCUUCGUCUUGUACGACGCUGAAACUUGGUGUCGUAACGGGAAAAGUGUGCGAACAGGGCCAAUUUUUCCGAGAGAUCCUGACUACUGGACUGGGCGAUCGCGUUCAUUGGGUUUUCUCGUCCUUUUAGGCGGAGACGAUCGCC